AUGGCAGAGCAUCUGAGAAGACUUGAAAACGCGCUGAAAAAGAUAAGGAUAGACUUCCCAGGGAUACUGGUGGAGAACUAUGCCGCAGGCCCUGUGAUACAGAGCAUAUUAUCGUCAGAAAAAACACAGGAUGAGUUUGAAAAUGUGUACAGGAUGCUCACCGCAGGCAUAGAGCCGCUAAUAGAAGAAAAUACAGAGCAGCUGAAAGACUCAGCUAUUUGCUACCACAAGGUGCACAAAGAAGUGAUAGCUGCGGCAAACAGCAUCUCCGAGGCAGAGUCAUACCUCAGCUCUCUUGUCUCGGCUCUUAAGGCAGAUAAUGUCUCGCAGUAUCUAGAGGAGCUAAAGGAGGAGCAGAGCAGGCAUGAAGAAGAGAUGAAAGAGUCAGAAACAAAGCAGGCCCUGGCGGUGGAUACGCUGUCGAUCAAGGACAUAUAUUCAGGCAGACUGUCUGGCAUAAUGAACAACCUGCAGUACGUAGCAGAAAAAACAGCUAGGUCAGAAAUAAAGUACCAGACAGAGAACGCGCUUUGGCGAAUAAAGAAGGAAAUUGAGAAAAGAGUGAAAGAGAGCUUAAGGGGAAGAGGAGAGAUCACGCAGAUGGAUGUGACAGUGCUUAGGAAAAUAUCAGGAUGCUCGCUGGUUGCAGUGCAUGAAGCCGUUGAUUCGCUAAUGAUCGAAAUAAUCAAUAAAAUAUCAAACGACCUGAGAAAGUCCAUAAACAAAAAAGAGAGCUACACAAAGGAGGAAGAAGCGCACUCUAUCUCUCGAGCCCUGCUGCAGUUUUCAAAUAGCGUGUCUGAUCUUCUGCACAGAGUGCACAGCAUUCUUCGAAAAGAAAAAGAAGAGGAGGAGACUCUCAGUAGAAAAUACAGGUACAGCCCAGAGCUGUACGAGAACAUCAAGCUAAACAGAGAAAAGCCGUACAAAUCAGCGCAGAUAAGCCUACCGCUGUACGAAUCUGCAGUGACAGAGAAAGAGAUAUUUGAUAAGAUAGUGGAAUGGGUGCAAAAGUUCUUCAAAAGACUUAUAGGAAACAGUGAACACAUCUCGGGUGACAGCGCAAGCUACAACAUAGAGAAGAUCAAUAGGACAGAUGGAGCAAAUAUGCUGUACAAAGAGCUCUAUGUGAACAAGUACGGUGAGCUCUCUGCCUCGGAGGAGAGCACCUGUGCAUCAGUCUCUGUUAUGAAUGUGUAUUCUGUUAAGUCAGAAGAGUCUAUACUCAUUAUACACGGAUGCUCACUGGAGAUCUCAUCAGCUCUAAGAGAGGUACUGGCCAGUGUGCUUCCUGAGCACGUUAACCUGUCUGAAAAGGUGAAGGAUCUCGAAAUAUCGCGGUGUUUCAAGAACAAACGCAAGUCUCUGCUUGCUCUAGUCGAGAGAGCAACCUCCCAGGUGUCUUUAGACCACACAUCAACGUUCUUGCAGAAGUACUGCAUAAAAGUAAAAGAAAUACUAAUUGCACUUGGCAGACUUAUUUCUGUGCCGGUGCAUGGUCUUGACGCAGAGAUAGUAAAAACGAUAGAAGAAGUGCUGGAGAAGAUGCUGCCCUCGCUGAAUGAGGUCUUCAGGGUGGUUGCUCGUCUGCCAAGUGGUGAACCCAAAGAUAUUCAGUACUAUGACAAGUCACUUACAUCGCAGGAAAUAGAGAGAUGGAAUAAUCCGUUGAAAGAGAGUGCGCUGGGCCCUUCCAUAUUCUCUGCCUGCACAAGCAAAAAGUUCAGUGCUAUUUCAGAGCUCAUGCAGAUACCAGAAGAAAUAGUCUUUUUAGUGCAGAGAAUGAUAUCCACGCUGGACAAUGCUCCGCAGAGAAACAACAGAAUUAAAGCAAAUAACGAAGAAAAAACUGAACAGAAAAACAUCCCAACAAGGCUCACAGAAAUAAAAACAGAAGCCAGUGAUCUAUCGCAUAGAGUGUUUGGCCACUUUACUUCGCAUUUGCUUGCUCUGGCCCAGACAACGCUGGAACAGCUGCUGAUUAAAGGCGAUAUUCUAGACAGGAAGCUGUGCCACUUCUUGGAGCAGGAUGUGUUCUUAGUUAGGGAGAGCAAACACGUGCUGCUAGAGUAUAUAACAACCCAUCUUCUCCUGAACAUAGAAAAGUGUGUAGAAUACGCUGAAAAUCCUGUAUUCAGGCAGCUGGUGUCUGGACUGCAGCACCAACUUGUGCAGGACAUUCCGGUAGAGUCUGAUGUUCGCGUAAAGUACUCACCGAUGAACAUUUUCUACAUAAUCCCGUACUGCGUGAAGAAGGACAAAGUCUUUUUCUCAGGAGCCCUUGGAAUGUACAUGGAGAGCAAUCUGAUAUCCAGGAAAAUCAUAGAGAUCUCUGGGCUUGAAGAAGAAAUAAAAGAGAAGAGCUGA
Nematocida minor is the source of this 2367-nucleotide messenger RNA. RefSeq lists its product as uncharacterized. NCBI's taxonomy places the organism in Eukaryota, Fungi, Microsporidia. The transcript has a single exon. The coding region runs from base 1 to 2367 and encodes 788 amino acids. The record is from RefSeq and is a predicted model, not a curated record.